ACCAUCUCUGGUCAUCAGGUCUUCAACAUUUACUAUGAGUAUGACUACGAACAUAAGACAGACUUCAGUGGAACACAAUAUCGCUAUUGUUCUAAAGAGACAAUCAUCUGUGGAGGCCCAUACCUCUUUUGGCACCAAAAGAAAAUUAGUCAUGUCAAAGUCUGCAAAUGAAAUGACAUCGGAGAAUGUCACAAUGAAGCGACAUAAUGUUAAAAGACAAAAUUCGACUGGAAGUAUAUCCAGCGUAACUACCAGGAAACACGACUCUGUUGAAACUCCGACAACGUCGAUGGCGUCCGUCCGUCGGAAAGACUCGUACACUGUUCGGACAGACAGACGAAAUCCAGAUAUACUCACCUGUCGUGUUUGUCAAUUUCAGAUGACCAUCAACUCACAACGAUUGUUCGAGAUCCAGGAGAGACUGGAGAAACUACUAACAGAGAAGAAAGUCCUCAACUCCAAGAUAGUUGCUGAAUCGUUUAGAAAUUUUCAGGCGCAAGUUAUAAAGAUUCGAAAUAGACAGCCUGCUGACAUCAAACCGGCAAUACGUCGCCUCGAAUCUUCCUUGAAAAGUGAAGGAGCCUACAAAAAUGUGAAAUCCGGAUUCGAGGGGAUAAAAUUAGAGAUAACUGAGGUCGUCGAUAGAUCCGAGUAUGUCACAGACAAGCCAUCGACAAUUCUCACAUCACCCACUAAAGUCCCUGUCAAAUCGCGGGAUUCAUCACAGACGAAUUCACCACAAGCCAGUAAAAAGCCAAUUCCAAGAGCAACAACCGUGACAUUGUCCCAACAGAAGGACCGCGGCAAGCGCCAUGCUAUGCCAAGUAUACAGCGGCCGGUAAUUAAGGAGGAGGCGAGCAGCCUAUCACCUAGAACAACACAAACCAAAACGCCUGCACUGGAAACAAAAGACAAGGAUGGUAGAGUGGUGAACCAUCAAGACAUUCUAUCGCUUAACAAAACCAUAUCCAAACUGUUCAGCCAUCUUGCCAUUGAUAAACCGGGUGUAACAGACCCUGCUGCGGCCAAAGGUCAGCAACCACCUAAGACGCAACAGAAGACGACAUCGAGCAGCCAGGCUAUUUCAGUCGCUGGCAAAGUACAAAAAGGAAGUUCUAAACGUGAUGUCGAUGAUAUACAGGAACUCAUUAACAAACUAAAACUCUUCGAACAUGAGCUUCAACGAAAACGGACAGUAGAACACGAUGAAAUACAAACGCUACAGUCAGAACUCCAAAAGCUGAAAUCUCAACUGAAGGACCAGCACGGACAGUUACAACGCAUUCGGGGAACACACAUGAUAGCCAACAAGGCUAAAGGGAAACAUGUAGAACUACUGGAGGAGAGGCAUAUGACUGAAAAGAAAGACAUAGAGGAGAAACUCCAGGCACUUGAGAAAAAUAUCAAAAGGAAUCUCGAGGUGACGAGGGAAAACGAUCAAAUCGAAGAGACCAAGCAGGAACUUUAUAAACUUAAAUUAGAAAUUGAGAAGCUCCAUAGGCUUGCUGAUCCGACGGUAACAGCACACGACGAAUUCGCCUCCCGGAAAGGUCGGACAAGGUUGAGGAUAUCUGAUGAUGACCCUAGCUACGAAAUAGGCGAAAUGUUACACAAAAUGGCUGUUAUUCGCAACGAAAUGCAAGGAUUGAGGGAUUCUAAAGCGGCACUUCAAAGGCACGUGAAGGAGCUAGAUGGCUGGGAAUCGAGGUUUGGAGACAUUGAAAAAGAGUUAGAGACAUUUCAUCACGAUGCACUCUCCGACUUGUCAGCCAUGGAGAGGGAGUCUGAUUUGACAGGAGGAAAUGACGGUAUACGGAGACAAUUGGCACAGGAGCCGAGCUCCACCUCACCACCAUCAAAAACAAAACUGAAGAAGUUACAUACUCUAUAUCUAAAUAAAAGGAGAAAGCUAGAAGAUACCGAGAAAUCACUUCGACAGUCGCACCAGGAACUCGACCUUACCAAAGCUCGUCUUUUGAAACUGAUAGACUCGGUGGAUAGGGUGUAUAGUGACAGCAGCGCCUUCCCCGACACUUCAUUCUCACCCAGAGAUCGCGGCAGGGGUGGAAUGGAGUUAUCGUCCCUGUCAGAUAAAUCAGAACAAGAUGAUGAAUCAAAAUUGUUUGAUAUUGCUAUGGUACGAGUCAAUGAUUUCGCUGUGAGAACGAAAAAAUACGAAAGCUUGCUACAGCAAAACGGCAAAGGCAUGAAGGAUUAUGAAAACGAUUUGAAAGUCUUCCAAAGGCACGUCGAUCGCCUCCAUGAGGGAGUAGCGUCCACUUGGAGCAUCAGUUUGUCCGACCCCGACACACUUGAAUUCGCGGACGUUAACACAGUUUCUGAAUCUAACCGGGGCGUCGUUAGGAAGAUCAUCAGAGUUGACAAGGGACUGCGGUUUGCGUUAGAUGAGCACAAUAAGCUGAGAACUCAACUCAAAGAGUUUCAGAAGAGCGACAAGGUUCUGACUGAUGUUGUCAUGGAAACGGAGGAAUUAUGUCGUUAUCUCCAGGUCGCUGUCAAGGACAGUGACGAGGCUGGCGUGAAGGUAAAAUCCAAUCUGACAGAAUGUCGCAUCGCGCUCAGGAAACUAAAAGAUCAAGACUCGGAAAGAUUAAGGGGUAUAGAGGAAUUACGUAAAGACUCCAAUAAACUAAUGGCGGAGGUGCACAAGUUGUAUCUGUUCACGGAUUACGGCAUAGAAUCUCUGGAAUCACAAGAGGACACAGAGACAGAUUCGCCUGAUAAAAGACAUGUUAGUAAAUUCCAUGAAGCCACAAAACAACUAGUGGUCAUUCACGAGCGAUUCAACGUUAUACGUAGUAUGAAGGCAGCGCUACAAAUCGCACUCAAUGACUUAGAGAAACACGCCUCAUCGUCUCAAUCCGAUGCUAAAGACCAGAUGAUGAAGUUAAAUAUGCAAAUCACAGUACGAGAACAAGAGUUGAAAGACCAGCACUCAGAGGUCAAAAGAUUACGUGACGAAGCCGACCAUGACAAGACAGAAAUAUCCCGUCUACAACUGGAAGUGAAUGACCGCUUUAAGUCUACAUUGUCUGUGGCAGAUGAGGAAAAAGUCUAUCUUAGAAACAAGAUCGACGAUGUUCAGAGAAGACUGGAUAUUGCAGAGAAAAAUCUAAAUGAGGCAAUGAAGGAAAAGUACAACCUGUUGACGAGGUUGAGUGUUAUGGCCGGUGCCAGACUUACGGACGACAACCCUGCAAUACUUGACCUCAGCGACCCGUUUAGACCAACUAAAUUGGCAGAGAUGUUUUCAGGACUGUAUGAUGAUGAAUGGACAAACGCUUACGAGACCUUGAUUAACCAGUUUUCUCUAGAAGAGACUGAAGCAAUUCAACAACUUCUCUCUGUUGUCAUGAGAAGUUUCACAUUCUGUGAUGUGACUGCUUGGAGCCAGAUGACAGACCUCCAUAGGGUUCUAUUUAUGUUGCAUCAAUCCGAGUCAUCUCCAGCUAAAUUGGAGGAAAAAACACAACUCUUGUCAGCGGAAGACCGGAAACAGAUUAGGGACAUCCGGAAGUGGUGCGCACCCCAGGCGGCCGACACAGUUGUACAGCUUUUUAUCAAUGGUGACACAGACACAAAAUGGACGAAACAACAAGUCGAUGCUUGUGAGCCAUAUAUUAACAAAUGUGUAACUUUGAGCUGGCUAAUGAACGUGCAAAGUCCGCCUGUGCAUAUGGCGAAUGAAGUUGAAUCAGGUGAUCCGUUUGACGGCAAUAAACACAAACAUUACACUAAUACAGGCACAGUGGUUGACUUUGUGGUGUGGCCGACACUUCACCUCACCAAACAAGGAGCAGUUCUUAGUAAGGGCGUUGUGCAGACGAGGCGUCAACAAGAAUAGACUUCCACAUCAUAUCGAGUUCGGUCAGUGGGAAAGACAUUUCGCAUCCAACAAAGUGUGGUCCAUUGUACACGCGCCUUGCGGACUUGAUGAAAACUGGAAUAGACCUUCCAUAUGAUACAACAAUGUCCAAUCUUAAGAUUGUGUACACCAAACGCAUACUAGACUACUGGCCGUCUUACAAACAAUGAGCGGUCUUUUGUACAAGCGUCGUGCAGACAAAUUGAAAUUAAGACUUUCCACAAAGGAAGCUCUAAUGAGAUUAAAUCAAUAUAUAUAUAUAUAAGUAUAUAGUGCCAUGUGAAUCAAUUAUCUAUGCACAGGUAUGUCGAUAAUUACUCAUGAACAACGUUAACAUUACAACAAAAUACUCGAAGUUUUUUUUCCCAAUCUCUUUGCGUGAAGAUGAAAUAUAACCUACGCAAUGCUUCGAUAGUAUGUUUGGUAGUAUGUGUGUUCUAGACGAGCGAAUAAUGAAUUCAUAUAUCAACGUAGAAAAUUAACGGGCAAACCGUGAACAUGCCUACCACUACAUUAGUAGUGCUGAGAUAGUGUAUAACUAUAUGUUGACUCGCUUGGCUUAUCAGUCAAUUAUAAACAUAUCAAAAUUAAUCAAUAUCAAAUCACAAAACAUCUACACAUGUACUAUAGUAAUUUCUAAUUAUAUUUCAUUUAUUGUUGAGAUUUUAUUACAAUGGUUCAUCUGAGAUGUUCAUGUUUCGUUACCUUUAAGGAAAACGAUAGUUUCUGGCCUCUGGUAGUUUCAUGUGUUUAACAACAUAUAACAGGGUUUUUUAUACCAGACAAACGCCAUCCUUCUUACUUCAAUUGAACCUUGAAGAACCAAAACAUACGUGACGAUUAGAAUAUGUGUACUCUCUUCUGUCCUGUAUUUGACGAUUUUGAUUGUCCAUUAUGGAAAAAUCGAAUACAUGGUGCUGACAGAUUGAUUCUUUACUUUAAUUGAUGAUAGAUUUACAUUCCAUUUCUACGUAUUGUUACCGAGCCUCCGUUUCCUAAACCGCAUGCUACGUUUUAUCACAAUUAUCCAUGGGUUCAUUGCUUUCUCAGGCAAUAAGAUCAAAUGGCAAUAGUUUACCUAUUUUUGACUUUUUCGUUUUGUGACGUUGCAAUGCAUUGGGCGUCAUGACAUUGCUAUGUCACAAUUGAAAUAAAGAUUACCUACAUAUUAUACAUGUAACACGUUCUUUAUGCAUUUUGAAAUUGAUCCAAACAAAACAGUUUAUGCAAUUACAUUACAGUACAUUAGGAUUGUUAUAUUAUUGAAUAGCGUACAAUGCGUGUUCGAUUUGUGGUAUUAAAAUCCAUACGCUAAGCCAAAAAAGCCAAUGGCAUACUCUUUUUUUCCGGUAGUAGUCCAAUAGAUAAUAAUGUAUUUGGUCGCAUCAUAUAAUCACUACUUAUUUUUACUUCUACGAAAAAAAUGUUGUUUAUUUUUUUUCAAUAUUGUCAUUUUCACAUAUUCCGUCCAGCCAUUUAAUAUGUCUUUCAUGUCAAUAAAAACUGUUAAUGUUACUGCUAUUUGCUGCUUGUUUGUUUAGAGUUUAAAAUGUUACCGUUUACCGUUACUCUAUUCGAGUUUGACGAAGUUACAUUUAGCCAGGCUAAUUUGAAAGACUAAACUAUAUAGAUUGAUAAUGUCACAUUUAGUCAGGUUAGUUUGUAAAUCUAUAAUAAUGUUCUAAUGUCCCAUUUAGCCAGGAUAAUUUGUACCACGAUACCAGUUACAAAAGAAUGCUAACUGACUGCUUAUCUUUAUCAUAAAUGAAACAAAGCAAAUUAUCUCCGAUAAAUAAAAUGAAAAUUACUUUUCAAUUGACAAUACUAUCGUGAUUUGGCCGUUACUACUUUUUCGAGGCUAAACAUGAAAUCUAUAAUAAAGGAACAGAUACCAUGUUUAUAGUUUUCCGUUGGAAGUUAUAUUUAAACGUUUUAUUGUACCACACAUUGUAAAACAAAAUGAUUUUAUUCUUACUUGUAUUUUAUGAUUCGUGUGUGUGUGUGUGUGUGUGUGUGUGUGUGUGUGUGUGUGUGUGUGUCAUCGCAGUGGAUAUAUGAUAUUUGCACCAUGUGAGGUCAGGACCUCACAAAAAUAUUAGAGUCAAGUCAAUGUUAUGUGUUAAAACCGCACUUUAUUCUGUACAAAAUGUGAUGCAUUUUUUUCUGACGAAUGCGUUUCGACUAAUCAUCGAGGAUACAACAAAAUAAUUUAAAGUAACAGCUAUAUUCCCUCCUAUGUCACAUACAUUCUAACUUAUAAUCAUAGUAAACAAACACGAAUUGUGAUGUAUCUGUUCUGAUCAUACGCCCCUGAUCACGGAGAUUUCAAUAGAUUUCACAUGAGUCAAAAUUAUGCCAUAAAGUUACGCAUAUAUUAAAAAUGUGUGCGAUAUGUAUGGUUCUGUAUAACUAAAAAUAUUCUGUGGACAAUUUCUUGUUGAACAUAAUUUUAUAGAAGUUUGUGACUAUAUAUUCACGCCUGUUAUUUGUUGCUUUUGAUCAUAACGGGUAUUUUUGAGAUAAGGAUUUGUCUUUUCGCAUAUGUUUGUCAGUGUCAUGUCGAAGAUCACUGUAAAACUGACAACCUUGACCUAGCUAAAUAACGUCUAACACAGAGUAGAUAAAUUGAUAACGAAUUAUUGUAAUGAAAUGCUUUAAUUUCACUAACACAGUGCACAAUGCAUAUCACUCUCGACAUCAUAUUAUAUAGGACAAAGUUACAAAGGGCCAUAACUCUUAGACUUUUGAAGCAAAAUGAACAACUUUAUUUUAUGCAUGUACAUAUAUAGAAAGUUGGAUACUAGUAGCGGUCAACAGAAAUGAUGUAAUGUACUAUGACUCGAAGGGUCAGUUUGAUACGUCCCUACUGUCGUUAGAUUGAGCUUUCUGUCGCAAUUUAACUUAAAUUUUACAUCAAAUUAAUAUCUACAUUUUUGUAUGCUCGAUUUAAAUGUUCGACGCAACCUGUUGUCACGUGCAUAUUCUUAAAACCAAUAGUGCAUGGACAUAAUUCAAAUAAAAUAAAAUGUGAGUUAAUCACCA
Molecule: messenger RNA, 6928 nt
Organism: Pecten maximus
Lineage: Eukaryota; Metazoa; Mollusca; Bivalvia; Pectinida; Pectinidae
Product: hyaluronan mediated motility receptor-like
Exons: 19
Coding region: 35-3865 (1276 amino acids)
Biological process (GO): mitochondrial protein catabolic process; mitophagy by internal vacuole formation
Cellular component (GO): mitochondrial outer membrane
Source: RefSeq, a predicted model, not a curated record